GGGCCAUGACGUCUGUGUGAGAUGGACAGCCAAGCGCCGGCGCGGAUUUCCUUAUUCCUUCCCUCUAGAUAAGGUGGUCGAGAGCGGAUCGCAGGGCGCUAGGAAAGACCGUGACAGCGCCUGCGCGCUGAGAAAAGGCGGUGCUUCUGUCCCUGGGAUCUGGCACAGGGGGCGGGGCGAUGUCGACUGAAGUUGUGGUGCUUCUCGCUCUCUUUUCCCUCGCUCCCUGGCGUCUGCGCGCGGAGUGAAUUGGGAAGAGCUUGUCUCCCUGCUCGGCUCGGGCCCGUGUUUGUUAUUUUGAGGGGCCUGAAGGGAAGUGGUGCCGGGCGCGCCUUCUCAAGGUGUAGGCUGAGUCCCGUCUGGUGUGGCUGGCUAUGUAAAGAUUAUCUCGCUGGAUAUUUCUUUUCAUCUGGGUUUGGUAAUGCAUAAGAAGAGUGGCUUGAAAUUAUAAUGGAUUUUAAGUGGUACCAUCAAAAAAAUAGGCUUUAUAAUAAAUUUUAUGUCUGAUAAGUUGUACAGCUUUUUACGUACAACGAUGACAACCACUCAUAUGAAUGGCCAUUUAACAGAAGAUUCAGACAGUGAAACAAAAAAUGUGGAACUUGCACCUUUAGAAGAGCCUCAGAAACAUAGAGAGAUGGCUGUUGAUUGCCCUGGUGAUCUGGGCACCAGGAUGAUGCCACUACGAAGGAGUGCUCAACUUGAGCGGAUUCGACAACAGCAGGAGGAUCUGAGGCGAAGGCGGGAAGAAGAAGGAAAGAAACAGGAACUGGACCUAAAUUCGUCCAUGAGGCUAAAGAAGCUAGCUCAAAUUCCUCCUAAAACUGGAAUAGACAAUCCUAUGUUUGAUACAGGCGAAGGAGUUAUUCUGGAGAGCCCACACUGUGCUGUUAAAGUCUUAGAAGUUGAUGAGCUGCUAUCUUCUCUUAAACAUGUCCAGCACACUCUGAUAGAUCCCCAAAGCCAAGAGGAAAUUUCUCUAAUAUUGCAGCUAGUCCAAAACACUGACUUUCAGAAUGCAUUUAAGAUAUACAAUGCUGUUACAGUUCAUAUGAACAAAGCAAGUCCUCCAUACCCUCUAAUCUCCAAUGCACAAGAACUUGCACAAGAGGUACAGUGUGUGUUGAAACCAAGUCAUCAGAAAGAUGGGGUGGAACUUAAUUCUAUAUUGAAUGCUCCUCAUAUUCAGGCACUGCUGUUGGCUCAUGAUAAAGUUGCUGAGCAGGAAAUGCAACCUGAGCCAUUAACAGAUGAAAAGAUUUAUGAGAAUGUUGGUCUGUAUGGAGGAGAGACAGUUAAAAUAGUCCGUAUUGAAAAGGCUAGAGAUAUUCCAUUGGGUGCUACAGUACGCAAUGAAAUGGAUUCUGUCAUCAUUAGUCGAAUAGUGAAAGGAGGUGCUGCAGAGAAGAGUGGCCUGUUGCAUGAAGGAGAUGAAGUUCUUGAAAUUAAUGGAAUUGAAAUUCGUGGAAAAGAUGUCAAUGAAGUUUUUGACUUACUGGCGGACAUGCAUGGCACUUUGACAUUUGUGCUGAUUCCCAGUCAGCAGAGCAAGCCACCACCUGCAAAGGAGACAGUGAUCCACGUGAAAGCUCACUUUGACUAUGAUCCAUCUGAUGACCCCUAUGUCCCUUGCAGAGAGUUAGGCCUAUCCUUUCAAAAGGGAGAUAUACUCCAUGUAAUCAGCCAGGAAGAUCCAAACUGGUGGCAAGCUUAUCGAGAUGGAGAUGAAGAAAAUCAGCCUUUGGCAGGCCUUAUUCCAGGAAAAAGCUUUCAGCAGCAAAGAGAAGCCAUGAAACAAACUAUAGAAGAAGAUAAAGAACCAGAAAAAUCAGGGAAACUUUGGUGUGCAAAGAAAAACAAAAAGAAACGGAAAAAAGUUCUGUAUAAUGCCAAUAAAAAUGAUGAUUAUGACAAUGAGGAGAUUUUGACUUAUGAAGAAAUGUCACUUUAUCACCAACCCGCAAAUAGGAAACGACCUAUUGUCCUGAUCGGUCCACAGAACUGUGGCCAGAAUGAACUGCGGCAGAGGCUAAUGAAUAAUGAAGCUGAUCGGUUUGCUUCUGCAGUUCCUCAUACCACACGAAAUAGGAGAGACAAUGAAGUAGCUGGCCGAGAUUACCAUUUUGUGUCACGACAAGUAUUUGAGGCUGACAUAGCUGCUGGGAAGUUUAUUGAGCAUGGUGAAUUUGAGAAGAAUUUGUACGGCACCAGCAUAGACUCUGUCCGGCAAGUGAUCAAUUCUGGAAAGAUAUGUCUCUUAAAUCUUCAUACACAGUCACUGAAGAGCUUACGUAAUUCAGACUUGAAGCCAUAUAUUAUCUUCAUUGCACCACCUUCCCAAGAGCGGCUUCGUGCAUUACUGGCCAAAGAGGGCAAAAAUCCAAAGCCUGAAGAAUUACGAGAAAUCAUAGAAAAAACCAGAGAGAUGGAACAAAAUAAUGGCCAUUACUUUGAUACUGCAAUUGUUAACUCUGAUAUUGAUAAAGCAUAUCAAGAACUACUUCGUUUAAUCAACAAACUUGAUACAGAACCUCAGUGGGUCCCAUCCUCCUGGCUACGAUAAAAAGAAGUCUUUGGCCAAGAGAAGACUGGCUCAUCUCUGAUGUUUGAUAACGGGUUAAGCUCUUUCCCUCUGGGUAUGUGAUGGUCAGUGCAAAGAAAUCAAGCAAACAGAACAGUUCUGGUGCAAUUUAGGAUAUAAGAACUUUCACCAUCUUUUGAGCAGACAUGGACACUGAACAAGCCACUACCUUUUUAAAAAUCAUUUGAGUUAGCUUUUCAAGCAGCUGCUUUAAAUUACAUUUUCUGUUUAGAAUUUUUCUUCAAAAUUGACAGUUAAAGCAAGUUUUAUAUAUGUACAAUCCCCUGAUUGUUAUAAGUAUUGGUUAUUAUUUAACACUGUUAACUUAAUUGUCUUGUGGACAUGCUUGUAGUUUGCAAACAUACCUUUACAGAAUUUGAAUAGAGGAAUUAAUCUGAAUUCUCUUUCAGUGGUAUAAAGGGGCCACUUUGAUCUGGGGUUGCCCUGCUAGGCUUGAAUUUGUUACUGAUAAAACAUUCCAUUAUCUUGAUAGCACUGCAGUUUUGAACAGAAAAUAUGUAUAAUGUAAAUAUUUCAACUUUUUUGUCUUGAAUUAUUUUGUAAAUCAGAUUUGAUGACUUAUUAAAUAGCCCUAAAUCUCACAGGACAUGAAUUCUAUAUAUAAGCUGAUAUUUUAGAUGUGAUAUUUUUAAACUUACUGGUUGGCAGCCACUGUUAUCCCUGUAGAAAAAUUUAGAAGGGAAAGAAAGGUUAUAUUUUUAUGAAAAUAGACAUUCUUAUAUGGAUUUUUAAAAAAAGGAUUUGCUUCCUUAUAAUGUAAAAUGUCUUUUAUAACCAAGAAAACAGACUUUGGGAUGAUAAACAUCAGAAUAUAUUCUUGUAUUUUUUUUACCCAGUUACAAAAUGUCUCAUGGCUGUUUGUCAUAUAGGUAGCUAAUUGGAGUUAUUUAAAUCAAGUUAUUACCCUUGGUACUGUAAAAUAAAAUUAAUAGUGAGAGAAUGUGAAUGGCUAAAUUAAAAAUUUGGCAUAUUCUCUUUUGUAGAACCAGCAUAUCUCUACGUGCAAUUGAAAAUACCUUUGAAGGUCCCAAUAUUAUGUUGAUUACAUUUAUAAAACAUCUGCCAAGUGUAGCUUGCUUUUUGAAUUUUACUACUUUUGUUGCUUUUUUGGUGGCAUCCUUGAAUGUGAAUAUUAAUAGUUUUCUUUUCAGUCAUAGCUUAUUUUUUUCUAUACAGUCAUACACUGGAAGUACUUCAACAUAUAUGAAUAGAAUAGUGAAGGAUUUAGUUGUCUUUCCAUAUUUCAUUUUUUUUUUUGUAAAAGGUUCAAUUGAACAAAUUUACAAGAUUGAUAACUUUUCAUUUUCACAGCUGAACAUAUUAUUCAUUGGUGCAUGGAGUAUGUGAAAAGCUUCAUUUUUACUUAAAUGGAUUGGAAGAAUUUCAUAAAUGAAGCUAUGCCCUCACUGUAGAGGAGAAGGAAGAGAAAUUUAGGAGAACCCAGAGGCUCUACUCCUGUGUAUGCUAUACACAAAAAGUUUUUACACUGCAACAAAUUUAUAGAGAGAUCACAAAAUCACUCAGAUGUGCCUCCAUCCAAUAAAGCCUUUUGGGUAGGAGAAAGAAAUAAUAUAGAAUAAGCUGUGUCACUAGAAAGCCUGCAAGUAAUUGUUUGCUUGGAAUGCCAGGUGAAAAGAGGAGCAUGUUGGUGUGGGGUUUCUUUAGUCAUGAGCAUUAAGACAUCGUGGGCCAGUGCAGAUAUAAUUUAAAAAUCAGGAAUGGGCUGUGGGGGCUUAACCAUAUCAUUCCCUAAACAAUAGGUAAGGCAAGUCUAUGAACUGACAUUUGAAACUGAUUACAACCUUUUUCUGAUUAGAGAUUAAUCAUGGUUAAAAUUAAUACAGACAUGAAAAUGUGUAUUUAACGUUAGUGGAAUUUGUGCACAAGGGAAUGCCUAGUCAGGGUGCAAAAUGUUAUAUUUCUUAUCAUUUCCUUAGAAUUACGAAGUAUUGGUUGUCCCUCAUUUAAGAGGCAUAGUUCUAAUUCGUGAGAUAUAAAUUUCUAAUUACUUCAGUAGCCUUGAGAAAAAAAAAUCUGAAAACUUUUUUGAUAUUGUAGGUUAAAUGUGACAUUAUCACUUAAAUCUUGAUUGUAAUCAAAGGUAAAAUGCUGCAAUUGGUAUCCCACACCAUCAGUAUGUUAAGCAAUAAAACUCAUUUUAUUUCUUUGAUUACUGUUUUUUGAAUUCUUGAUAUGGUUUAAAAUUUAAUUGGAAUAUAGUCUUUGAAUGAACAAACUACAAAGUGUAUUUGCUGUUCUUUGCCUUUGUUUGGCCUAAACAUUCAUAUUGAGCUCAGGUUAUAGAAGUGCAACACUGGUAGGCUGCAGUGAAGUCUUAAGGAAGACCAAUAUAAUUGAAUCAAAAUGCAUCAAUCCUUCUGCUGAAGUGUACAUGAUAAAAGAGUGUUUUCUUACCUUGUCAUGGGAGAAGAAUGUGCUUGUAUAAGGGAAGUAAAUAAGAAAUGUGUUCCUAUGCCCUAUGGUAUUCCACAUCACAAAGAGCAAAAAAGUUGGUAAAACUUUGUUCUAGAUAGAUUACUUCCUUUGCUAAUGGGUCUCUGUUGACAAUACAUGAAUGUAAUUGUGUUUAAAUAGGAUGACUUAACAAAAGGCAUAAAAACUUGACUUAUGGUAGCCCUAGGUUGUAGCUUGAUACCACGUACUCUAUUUUGAGAUGUUAAGAACUGCACACUAAUGUAAAGAUGUAAAAUAUUUCUCAGCAUCAAAUAAAUCACUGUAACUUUA
Molecule: messenger RNA, 5347 nt
Organism: Heteronotia binoei (common prickly gecko)
Lineage: Eukaryota; Metazoa; Chordata; Lepidosauria; Squamata; Gekkonidae
Product: protein PALS1
Exons: 14
Coding region: 500-2563 (687 amino acids)
Biological process (GO): generation of neurons; establishment or maintenance of epithelial cell apical/basal polarity; establishment or maintenance of polarity of embryonic epithelium
Cellular component (GO): adherens junction; plasma membrane
Molecular function (GO): protein binding
Source: RefSeq, a predicted model, not a curated record